AUGAGCACCGAGUCUCUACAUGCGCUUCAUGAGGAGAUGACGUUCAACAAGGGGCUCGUUGAGAACAUUGAGUGUGUGCUGCUUCCCCCGAAACCAAGUGGGAGAGGACGGAAGUUGAAGCUCGAAACACCGAUGAUGAGAGCAGCGGAUGCUUUGGGGCUCUCAACACAUUCGAUAGACACCUUUACCAACUGGGAGCCACCCCAGUCAAUAAAUCUGAUUGUGGUGGUUUCUUUUGGGCUGUUCGUUCCCAAAAGAAUACUGAGAAGUGUCAAAUACGGCGGGUUAAACGUCCAUCCCUCGCUCCUCCCAGAUCUUCGUGGGCCAGCCCCCAUCCAUCAUGCUGUCCUACGGGGAGACGAGUUCACGGGGGUCUCACUGCAAACGCUGGAUGAAGAAAAGAUUGAUCACGGCGUCGUGCUUUCUCAGACCCCGGCGCCGGGUAUGAGAAUCCUGCAGCACCCGACGCUGUCGCGUGUGAAUCGUAAGUUAGCGAUGGAGGGCGCGGACCUACUAGUCCAAGGGCUGAGAGAUGGCGUCCACAUUGCGCCCUACGAGGAUGCUGGGUGGAAAGCCAAGGAGCUGGAGGGACAGCCGCUGCAGCACGCACCCAAGAUUACCAAGGCGGACAUGCAGAUCGACUGGCUGGAGUGGACGGCUGAGGACUGGAGGCGGCGCAUCCAGAUAUCACAGGGCGUCUGGACGAUGGUCGCCUGCUCGUUAAAGGGGGAGGUGUUGAUCCGGCGGCUCAUCUUCCAUGACGUGAUGGAGGUGCCGUUUGAGGAAGUGAGCGGCCUCAGGGCGACCAUAGAGGUCGUCACACAGCGGGAGAACGAGGAGGAGCAGCGCCUCAGGAAGCUUAUCGCCAUAAACGCCCGCGGGGGGUUCAUCUACAUACUGCUGGACAGGUAUAGGUGGGUUCGCGUCCGGCGGGCCACACUCGAGGGCAAGAUGGAGAAGCCGGCAGCUGCAGCGAUCCAGGACUUUGUCGUUGCGUACACGGACAGCGACAAGCCGCCCGCGAAAGGAAAGCUCAACAAAUGGAAAGGCCGGGAUCAUUUCGCCUCCCAAUCUGAGGAAUGA
This is a messenger RNA of Clonostachys solani, 1083 nucleotides long. Lineage: Eukaryota; Fungi; Ascomycota; Sordariomycetes; Hypocreales; Bionectriaceae. The record is from the annotation of a GenBank genome assembly.